CGGCGCGCCCGGCCUACGGAAAGCGCCAGAACCCUAGCGGCCCGCGGCGGCGACCUGGGCAUUCGCGAGCGCGCAGUGUGCGGGCUAUGGCGCGCUCCGCCACCGUGUCCCAGAGGACGAAGAUAAAACGGACGGCACCCCGCGGCUUCCUCAGGCGCGUCUUCAAGCGAUACAAGCCUCACCUGCGUCUGGAGGCGCGCGGCGACUUGCUGGUUCACCUGAGCUGCUUGCUGUUCAUUCGUCGACUGGCUGAAGAGUCCAGGACAAAUGCUUAUGAGAAUAAAUGUAGUAUCAUCAACAAGGAUCAUGUAGUGGAUGCAGCGAAGGUAAUCCUAAAGAAGAGCCGAGGUUAGAAGUCAACAGUUUCGAAAAUUAUAUAUUUCAAAGAGUGAUAGGUCAUAAAAGCACAUUUUUGUAUCAUUUCAUAUUGUUGCUUAUUAAAACAUUGACUUUGUAAGCAAUGGAACAUUUUGUGUAUUUUACUUCUUGUAAGGAAUUAGAUUUUAUUCAUUUAAAGUGGCCUCUCAUUUCUGUGUUGCUGUUGCAAAGGGUGUGUGUUGAAAGAGAACUUCUGAACUUUAUUGUACUUUAUCAAACAUAAAGUACAAACAUAUAUUAAAUAGCUUAUAGAGAUAGACUUCUCAGACUUAAGUUUAUAUGUUUGUAUUUAGCCAUAAUUAUGUAGUGAAUUUAAUUUCCUUGGAAAAGCAACAUAUAGUUAAAGGUAUGUGCAUUUUGAAUAUGUUCACUAUUCAACACAUUCAGGAAAACAAUGCAGUUUUACUUUCCUUUAAAUCAAUAGUAACAACAUAAUUACUGCAUUAGAAGAUUAUCUAUGUUU
Messenger RNA from Jaculus jaculus (lesser Egyptian jerboa), 841 nucleotides. RefSeq names its product centromere protein W (gene Cenpw). The transcript is spliced from 3 exons. Gene Ontology annotation, molecular function: DNA binding; protein heterodimerization activity. Gene Ontology annotation, biological process: kinetochore assembly; chromosome segregation; mitotic cell cycle. The record is from RefSeq and is a predicted model, not a curated record. Lineage: Eukaryota; Metazoa; Chordata; Mammalia; Rodentia; Dipodidae. Gene Ontology annotation, cellular component: kinetochore; nucleoplasm. Bases 87 to 353 code for a protein of 88 amino acids.